Messenger RNA from Auanema sp. JU1783, 657 nucleotides. The record is from the annotation of a GenBank genome assembly. Lineage: Eukaryota; Metazoa; Nematoda; Chromadorea; Rhabditida; Rhabditidae.
AUGCUUUCCAAGCAACUCUUCCUCGGUUUCGCCUGUUUGGCAAUUGCCUUCGCUACUCCUCUCAAUGAUGAGGAAUCACCCAAGAGCGAGAAACGUCGUCAGUACAUCCAGCCUUUGGCCGGAGCUGCUCAAGUCCCUCGCAACAUCCCCUUAGUUGCUGCCCCAGUUCUUGCUGCCCCAGUUGCUCCACUUCUCCGUCCUGCCGUUCCAGUUGCCGCUGCCCCCGGUAUCCCACUCGCCGCAGCCCCCGUUCCAGCCGUUCCAGUCAUGCAACCAGCUGUUGUAGCUCCAGUUGGACAAUGCCCAGGAGGACCAUCUCUCCCAAUCGAAUGCGAUCCAAAACGCCCAUGGCCCCAAUGCCCACCUCAAUCAUACUGCUAUGCUACCAACUCCGUUGAUAUUGGACCUUAUUUCUGCUGCCCAAUCUGGUCAACUUAUGGAGCUGCCUGGAGACCAGCCGCCCCAUUCUACAACUAUGUCCCACCAAUGCCCGCUAACUGGCCUGAUGUCGCUAGAGUUACCGCUAACUGGCCAGCUGCUGCUGUAGCUUUACCAGUUAAGGCUCGCAAGCCAGCCUCCACUGAUGACAAGGAAGAGGAAGACGACAAAAUUGGAUCAUCUAUCAACAAAUGGAUGGAGAGACAAGCUAAAUUGUAA